This is a messenger RNA of Hyalella azteca, 998 nucleotides long. Its product is annotated as serine/threonine-protein kinase WNK2. Lineage: Eukaryota; Metazoa; Arthropoda; Malacostraca; Amphipoda; Hyalellidae. The record is from RefSeq and is a predicted model, not a curated record. The transcript has 10 exons. The coding region runs from base 75 to 998 and encodes 307 amino acids.
ACUUUUAUAUGUCAAUUGGGCCAAUUGUUGUUUAAUUUUAAGAAGCUACUUCAACUUGGACCCAGUAGAAUCUAAUGGAUAUCAUAAUGGAUGAUAUGAAAGAAUGUCGUGUUGUGAUGCACAAACUCUCCAACGAUGCAGUUGAAAAGGGCUGGUGGUCUGGGCUGAACCGCCUGCUAAGGCCUUCUGGUGUUGGCAAAAUUAAGUCUGAUGCAACAGCAGCCAGUGGCUCAUCUCUACACCCUAAAGUCGUUGCAGUUAAUAUCAAGCUUGAGCCUCUAAAUGAGGAGGAUGACAUAUCUGUGAAGGAUGAACCCAUUGAUAUUGAUGAAAAUCAGCAACCUCCACCUUCCUCAUCUUGUGUGCCAUGCAAGGAGGAAGCUCAAGUUGAGGCUCGGGACGCCCAUCAAUGUGCCUCACAGGACGCUGCUGCUAUGCCUAAGGAACAGGAUAGUUCAGGAGAGCCUCCCGGCCCUGGGUGUGGUGGCCAGCUAGCUCCACCUUCCCCAUCAGCAACAGAUGCCAGUGGCUCAUCUCUGCGCCCUAAAGUCAUAGCAGUUAACAUCAAGCUUGAGCCUCUAUAUGAGGAUGAUGACAUAUCUGUGAAGGAUGAGCCUAUUGAUAUAGAUGAAAAUCAGCAAACUCCACCUUCCUCAUCUUGUGUGCCAUGCAAGGAGGAAGCUCAAGUUGAGGCUCGGGACGCCCACCGACGUUCCUCACAGGACGCUGCUGCUGUGCCUGAGGAACAGGCUGGUUCAGGUGAGCCUCCCAGCCCCGGGUGUGGUGACCAGCUAGCUCCACCUCCCCCAUCAGCAACAGAGGCCAGUGGCUCAUCUCUGAGCCCUAAAGUCGUUGCAGUUAAGAUCAAGCUUGACCCUAUAUAUAAGGAAGAGGACAUAUCUGCGAAGGAUGAGCCUAUUGAUAUUGAUGAAAAUCAGCAAACUCCACCUUCCUCAUCUUGUGUGCCAUGCAAGGAGGAAGCUCAAGUUGAGGCAUGA